Molecule: messenger RNA, 978 nt
Organism: Striga asiatica
Lineage: Eukaryota; Viridiplantae; Streptophyta; Magnoliopsida; Lamiales; Orobanchaceae
Source: the annotation of a GenBank genome assembly
AUGUUUACUGCAGAAAAGACUGGAAUAGACACGACCAAAAUAGACACGACCGGAUACGUUGUGUUCAUGGUCGAAAUUGAAGCGGAGAGGGAUUUACUCGUACCUUAUGGCACCAUUCUUGUCAUUCAAUCCUUGUUGACAGAAAAAAUAAAGAUGACCCAAGUAUUGUUUGUAUUGCCAAGGUUCGAAACUUUUAGGCGGGAAGUCUUCACCUCUUUCCACGCGGAGUGGCGUGAGGAGCUCUCUUGUAAAUUUGCUAUUAAUGGGAUAAGUCUUUUACCGAAUGAUUCCACCUUAGUGGAAGUAGUUGUUCUUAUGCCGGCAAAGGAAGUCCAGAAUUUUUCCAUGAUGUUCAAGGCUAUGGAUCUCUACCUUGUAGCAUUUAAGUUCCUCGAAGGAGCAAAGUGGAAUCGGCUCCGUAUUGCGAAGGACGUGGAUGAUGUCAAGUUCUACGGAAAUUACCAAUCUAUGUUAUCGAUGGCGGGGUAUGGUACCAUAGCUAACAUAAUUGUCAACAAAUCAAGCCUCGAAAAUGCCAUCCACACACUGGGGAAAAAAGACCACGUCCAACCGAAAAUAAUUGCUAGGGCAAUCUUGCAGCUAAUCCUUUUCUUUUGUGAGAGCGCGCGGUUCGAUCAAGUUGAAGCGCAUUGUUCCUACUUUCUAGAACCUACAAAAGAACGAAGUCACGUCUCAAUCUCCAAUCUACCUAGGUUGUUGACUCAUUGGAAGAAACUCUCAAUCAUAGCUGCGACAAGGUUGCAAAAUAGUUGUAGACUUGCCUUGUUGGAGAGCUAUGGCUUGACCACAAGAGAAAACGAGCUGAUUACAACUUUGGGGGACGCGAGGAAGGAGGUAAAGCUCCUGCAUGGGACCUCGCCCCUCGACGCACAUGAACUGGAGAGCAAGUAUGCGGUUCGUGGAUUUGAAGAGAGAGUCUGCUGCUGUCAAGAAGUCCACCUACUGGAGGGACUUUAA